GAGAGAAAGUGACAAUCAAGUGUAAGUGAUGAUGAUUAUUUAAGAAAGUAGAACUGAUAUAAAGGCAUCUUUAAGCUUCCAUAAGUAACUCAUUUUUCAUUUUACCUUUUUUAUCAUAACAAUUCAUUCAUUUUAAUUCAUUGAUUUGGUGAUUUUCUUAUUUUCAGUGAUUGUGAUCAAUCAACUUGUUAAUUGUUCAUCUUUCUCUGUCUACUCGAUUAAAUUACAACAAGAAACCUCUUUUACAACUUUUCUAACAAUUUAUAUAACUUUUAACUCUGUUUAACUUUCACCUACCUGUUGAUUUAAUCAAACAAUUUAAGGAUGUACAUAUUAAAAGUUGUCGCAGUUUUCUGUUUAAUUUUGGUUGUUCGUUGUGAACCUGGGCGACCUUUAAUCCCAGUUAACGGAACCGCCGGUGGCUCAGCAACUGCCGCUGAACCAUUGGAAGUGGGUGUUGGUGGUCAACCUUUGACCGGCGAUUCUGAGGGUAAUGGUACAAUGGAAUUUGAUUUCGUUAACUUACCUGGUUAUGGUGUUGUCGACGAUGCCAAUAGUACAUUGAACGGAACCUUCUCAUGCUUCGAGCGUCGGUAUGGUUAUUAUGCUGAUGUUUCACGUUCUUGUCAAAUGUUUCAUCUUUGUUAUCCGGUUCGUGAGCCUUCAGGCAAUUCAAUUGUUUACCAAAGAUUUUCUUUCGUCUGUUCGGACAAUGCUUUCUUUGACCAAGCCCAUUUAGUUUGUGUUGAAAACGAAACCUCAAUCGCCUGUGAGGAUUCAGAGCAUUAUUAUGAACCUUCAAAUGAUCGUCUAAUGGAAUCACUUCAGGCCACUCAACCAGGUAUGUUUGCAACCGAAGAUGAAUCCAUCAAUGGAACCUCAUCUUUACCUUCAUCUUCAGAUUCAUCAUCUUCUUCAUCACCAUCAGCACCUUCAUCAUUAACACCAUCAGAAUCCUCUCCAUCUGAACAAGCUUAUCAUGUUUACAAUUUAUACAACGAUUGGUACUAAUCAUUAAUCAUCAUCAUCACCAUCAAAUUUAAUCAAUAUAAAAAGAAAUCUAAGUUACUUUAAGAAGAAGAAAAAAUCGAUAUAAAAAGAUUUUCUUCAGGGUGACAAUCAUCAUUCAUUCAUCACAUAAUAAACAUAAUCCUCGUUUGUCAAUUGAGGUGCUUUCACGAUCUUUAUUAUAUCAGGAUAUAUAAAGAAAGUAAUAAUAACAAAAACGAUUCGGCACCGAACUAACCUAAUUCACUGUUCCUAUAAAAGCAUCUUGGCCCGACUUUUAUUUACUUUCUUUUCGUCAUCAUCAUCAUCUAUUUUUUCAUUUCUCUCUCUCUCUCUUGCUGAUCUCUUGGGCACUUCGUUAUUGCUGCAGUGAUUUGAACCUGAUUUAGGUCCAGACUCCAUCCCUAUCCCCUCACUCUCACUCACUCACUCCCUUAAUGGUUCUACUUUAGUGGCCUGCAUACCCUAAUUUUAAAUGGACUCAAAAUAUCGUCGUAAAUCCCGAACUAUUUUACUUACAAUUUGAUCAUUAACUUCAUUUACUCAAUCAAAUUGGUUAAUUUGGACCAAUCCUUCCUGUAAUCACCUUAAUAUACUUUCUCCUUCCUCUCAUCUUCACUCACUCUUUUUGUUUUCCACCAUCAUAAUCAUAAUCAUCAUCAUUAUCAUUAUCAUUAUCCUGAUCAUCAACCUUUCUCUCCUAAAACAACAAACAAACAACUGCAAGUCUGUCAAAAACUGAAACGCUCAACUGAUUAUAUCGCAAACACUUUUAAUAGUCAAACGAAAGUGUAACAAUUUAGAUUAUAUUGUUAACUGAAAUACCAAGUAAACCAAGUAGCAAGUAUCAAAUAGUCACCCUACUAGGCCACUUUCCCUUUCCCGACCUGAACACUCAAUCGCUUAAAUAUAUUUAACGUCAAAAUCUUUAAAAACUAAUUCCAUCAUAAAUAUACAACUAUUAUUAUCAUAUUAUUAUUAUAUAUCAUUAACCGAUUAAUAUUAUUAUCAUAUGAUGAAUGAUUGUUAUUAUAUUGUUAUGAUAAUUAUUAUUAUCUCUCUAUGCAAAUGCACCUUAUAUUUUUCAGCCAUAAAACUUAACCAUUAAUGUGCAUUACA
This is a messenger RNA of Panonychus citri (citrus red mite), 2127 nucleotides long. RefSeq lists its product as uncharacterized. Gene Ontology annotation, cellular component: extracellular region. Gene Ontology annotation, molecular function: chitin binding. The transcript has 2 exons. The record is from RefSeq and is a predicted model, not a curated record. Lineage: Eukaryota; Metazoa; Arthropoda; Arachnida; Trombidiformes; Tetranychidae. The coding region runs from base 325 to 1011 and encodes 228 amino acids.